CCACUGAGCCACCUCUCCAGCCUUGAGAGUGCAAGCUCCCUUAACCACUGAGCCACCUCUCCAGCCCUGAGAGUAUUUUCAGUAGAAAGCUGUAGUAUUCCUGCUGUCCAGAGUAUUGACUGAGCCAGUGUGUGCCAGCCACUGUGCUGAGGUCCUCAAGGUCUCUGGUCCCGUGGUGAUUCUGAGCUGGUGGCAGUGCUGCCAACCAGAAGAGGUGCUCUGGGCAUGCCCCCCUCUGCCACGUAGAAGCCUGACCCAAGUCACAUCCCCCAGACUCCUGGGGCCUCCACACCCCUAUCUCACGCAGGGUCACUGAGACUGUUAAAUACAUAGGACAGUGCCUGGAACAUAAUACUCUCUCUUAAACUUUAGCUACUCUUUUUUAAAAUACAAAAAAAUAUUUCGUGUAUGUGUGUAUUUGUGACACUGUGCCAGGGCAAGUGUGUGGAGGUCUCAAGACAGCUUCUGGGAGUUGGUUCUUCUACCAUGUGGACGCUGGAGAUCAAACUCAGGUCGCCAGGCGUGGCAGCAGGUUCCCAGCUCUCUGCAGCUUUUCCUCUUCCUGGAGCUCUGUCCUACCAUCUCGUCCAUGCCCCAGUCUGUACACCCCCCGGCUGGUCUCUCUGUUUUCUCAUCACUGCGGCUCCACAGCAACAUGGAAGCGUGUACUGGAAGACCGGAGCCAGCCUGGCACUGUCGGGCCUGUCGCCAGCUCUCCCGUUACAUCAGCAGUUGCAGGACUGCUUCUCCGUCAGCGACUCUCCCAUAUGGAUGGACUCCAGUACCACAGCCCAGUGCCGCCAGCUGGAGGCUGCUGUGGGUGGGGCCCGGGCUCUCAGCUGCCUCACAGGGUCCCGGGCCUAUGAGCGCUUUACAGGGAACCAGAUAGCAAAGCUUUUCCAGCAAAACCCCGAGGCCUACAGACACUCCGAGCGUAUUUCCUUGGUCAGUAGCUUUGCUGCUUCUCUGUUCCUGGGGGGGUACUCGCCCAUCGACUACAGUGACGGUUCUGGAAUGAAUUUGUUGCAGAUCCAGGACAAAGUCUGGUCUCAAGCUUGUCUUGGUGCCUGUGCCCCCCAUUUGGAGGAGAAGCUGGGCUCACCUGUUCCUUCGUGCUCAGUUGUGGGAGCCAUUUCUUCCUACUAUGUCCAGCGCUAUGGAUUCUCUCCAGCAUGCAAAGUGGUGGCCUUCACGGGGGACAAUCCAGCGUCGCUGGCAGGCAUGAGGCUGGAGGAAGGUGACAUUGCGGUCAGCCUGGGCACCAGCGACACCCUAUUUCUCUGGCUUCAGGAGCCCACACCUGCCCUGGAAGGCCACAUCUUCUGCAACCCAGUAGACACGAAGCACUACAUGGCCCUUCUGUGCUUCAAAAAUGGCUCCCUUAUGAGAGAGAAGAUCCGAGAUGAGUCUGCUUCCUGUUCCUGGAACAAGUUCUCUAAGGCCCUGCAGUCCACGGAGAUGGGGAACAAGGGGAACCUGGGUUUUUAUUUCGAUGUAAUGGAGAUCACCCCUGAAAUUAUCGGGCGUCAUAGGUUUAAUGCGGAAAACAUUGAGGUCUCAGCAUUCCCUGGGGAUGUGGAGAUUCGAGCUCUGAUCGAAGGACAGUUCAUGGCCAAGAGGGUUCAUGCAGAAGGCCUGGGCUACCGAGUCAUGCCUAAAACAAAGAUCCUGGCCACAGGAGGAGCAUCUCACAAUAAAGACAUCUUACAGGUGCUUGCGGAUGUGUUUGGGGCCCCCGUGUAUGUCAUGGACACCACCAGUUCAGCCUGCGUGGGCUCCGCAUACCGGGCCUUUCAUGGCCUUGCAGGAGGGACAAGUGUGGCCUUUUCAGAGGUUGUGAAAUCAGCCCCACAUCCCAGCCUGGCUGCCACCCCCAGCCCAGGAGCUUCCCAGGUCUAUGAGGCCCUCCUCCCUCGGUAUGCUGAACUUGAACAGAGACUCUUGUCUCGGGCCCGGGGGCCUCUGGAAUGAACUCCGUGUGCCCUGGCAGCCUGCCGCCUCCCUCCACCCCGACUCCCAGGUGGCACUGUCCCCUUGCUUGUUCUGAGCAGCUUCUGGGCUGUGUUGACUCAGUGGAGCGCUCCUGUCCUGUCCUGGACCAUCCUGAAGCUGGCCAUGACUCCCUGGAGACAUGUGGGCCGCCUCUGCCCCAGGGUGGGAACCAGCUCUCCUUUUCUGGCUUUCAUUCCAGGAGGCAGGAAAAUACAGUGUAUAGGGAAGGUGUGGCCACCAAAGACGAUCACCUUCCCCAUUCCAAAGGCAGAAAGCAAGCUCUCUUUUAGGACCGAACUCAGCAGAAUGGGGGACAGCCUUCUUCCUGACUUACCCUCCUCCGUGGUCCUCACCUUUCGACACCCCACCCCACACUGGGGCCUCCAUCCUUCCCUGCAAACCAGACUUGACAGUGCCCCCUCAUCACCUUCCUACCUGUUUCUACCCCGUUUCUUUAAGUGCCUUCCCAGGGUCCUCUCCUGUCUGUCCAUCUCCUCCCUUUCCUACCCGUACCUUCCUGGUUAACUUCCCACACAAGAUGACCUUCAUGGGCUUGGUGAAUACUCUUCCUGUGCCCUCCCCCAGCUCGGUCUAUACCAGACUGGGGCUGACCAGGUCACCUGGCUGGGCCAUUGCCCAGGCUAGCCACUUUAGGGUUCACCCCUGUUUCAUUGUAGUUCACAUGAUGGCAAUGUUGUGUUUCUCUUCGAGACAUUUCUAAAUGCUGGAUUUUUAAAAAAAAUUUUUUGAGACAAGGUUUCCUGUAGCCCAAGCUGCCCUCAAACUUUCUUUGCAGCUGAAGGUGACCUUAAACUCCUGAUCUUCCUGAUCUGCCAAGUGCUGGGAUUAAAGGCAUGUGCCACCACACCUGGUUUAUGUAGUACAGGGAAUCCCAUGGCCCCAUGCAUGCUGGGCAAACACUGCCAGCUGAGCCAACUCCCAGCCUGGAUUUCCUUUUGACUUGGCACACUUUCUGACUCUCACUUCCACUCAUCCUAUUAUAUUUGUGCAGAUGCUGAGUCCUCCCCUCCUUCCUCUUCACUUUUUUUUUUUUUUACCUUAGACUUCUCUGUUCCUUGCUCAGAUAAGCCCCCUGUGACCUCGCUCCUGUGACACCCCCCAGAGUUUUCCUUUGCCACAAGGCCGCACCAAACUCAGGACUUGUUUCAAACUGGAUCUGGUGCAGUGGCAAGAUGUUGCAGACAGGUGUGUGAGAUCACAUGGAUCAGAGCAGUGACUGCUGGGAAGUCCAAAGGACAGAGCAUAGACUAGAAGAGCACCUUCCACCCGGAAGGGAAGGGCUCCGUGUGUGUCGGGGAAAGGAGCUGCAGGCAGCCACCAUCACCACAGCAAACCGGAGCUGCGGAGGAGACGCCGCGGGGCCUCUGCUCGUCAGAGCUGACAAACACCGAGCCACAGCAGAAGCAGCGCCAGGACCACAAAACCGUGAACUAAGAAGACGUCCUAACAUAGCUCUUGCUUACAAUAGAUCAGACGGAUGCCAUGGGUGACAAAUGAAAACGCAAAUCCAAAUGGAAGCACACCAGGCUUAUGGGGGGACAGUGGCUGAGCAGAACAGCACCGUGACUGUACAGAGACCGGCUUACAGUGUCAGAGGGGCAGACAUGGCAGGAGGUCAAGGAGGCAGAAGGAAAGACGGAGAAGAAAAGACAACACAGGAACGGUAGAGCGCUCGGCGACGGAAGACAAGAUCCCUGUUGAUAACUGGAACUACCCAAAAUAAAAACAAAUUCUUGAAUACACCCCAAA
Molecule: messenger RNA, 3762 nt
Organism: Peromyscus maniculatus bairdii (prairie deer mouse)
Lineage: Eukaryota; Metazoa; Chordata; Mammalia; Rodentia; Cricetidae
Source: RefSeq, a predicted model, not a curated record